AUAAAUCGAGCUGAGCCUCGCCGUUGCGUCCGCACAACUCCCAGCCACUGCCGUUGCAGCACACAGCCCGAGCCGAGCUCGUCUUCCUCCUCGCUCCAAUUUCGUUUUCCCCUAUUUUCGUACAGAGGACAAACCACCCAUCGAUCUCCUCGCCGAGGCCCGCACCCGUCGAUUCGAGUAGCAGAACCGAUUCCGGAGGAGAAUCCGGAGGAACCAGGAGAUCAGGAGACCGCCGCCACCGACGCGUACGAAAGCGAAUGCAAGUCUCAUCGAUCCUUUACGUUGACCAUGAUUGAUCCUAAGUGAGGUUAAAUAAAACUUGAUAGACAUAGGGAUGACAUGAGAUGAAACACUGAGAGACUGAGAGAAACCACUGAAUGGAGCCAUGUUGCAUGUUGAUUUACUGCCAGACCUGCAUGUUAUCAGAUCUUGUUAAAUGAUGAAACUGGGUUGAUAAUGAGAUCAGGGCAGUACGGGAUGUGUUGGUGCAUGCGCUACCGUGGUGGUAGACAUGCGACCGAGCUCUGUCGUGGUGACAUCUCGGGUUUGGAUGGUUAUGGUUGCGGCUGCCCUGAUGAACCUUAAGGACCGUGUGUUGUGGUGCCAUCUCACCUAACCUACUUUCAGUACGACCACAUGAGUUUGUAUGGGCAAGCCUUAGCCUAAUCCCACUGGCUAACCUGGUAGUCGUCUGUGGUGGUUAUGUUUGGGGUGAGACCUGGAUUGGUCAAGACCCGGGGAUUUGUGGGCGACUAGUCGGGGUUGAGUCACGGCUGGGUGUCGGCUAUGACGGAGCCGUCUCUGGACGGUGAAGUGCGUGUGGGUAAAGCGUACAACCUCUGCAGAGUGUACAAUCCAUUCGAAUGGUCCGUGUCCUCGGUUUGGACAGGUUAUGGUGUGGACAUCUCAACUAGUUGAGCCACCUAGCCUAUGAGAUGGAUGACUGGUUGGGUUACCUUUAAUACUACAUUUGUUAUUUAUUCUGGUUGAUUAAUGGACCUUGGCAUAUUAAUCUGUAACUCCCUCCCCGUAAGGGUGAGGUGGGACUUGCUGAGUACUUUUGUACUCACCCCUGUUGAUUUUUCUCCAGAGGAUCCUGACUUUGUGCCAGAAGACUACGAGUAGAUCGUGUCCACACCCAAGCUGAUCGAGUGGAGCCGUGAUGGAUGAAGAGCUAGUCCUACAUGUCGCUAUGCUAGUUGUUAUCCUAUGGUUGUUCUGUGUAGCUUUGUGUUGUCACUUUACUCCUCAUGAACGUGUUAAAUAAAGCUCUGUAUGACUCUGGACUCCACUUGAUGUAACAUGUAUUAUGCCGGAGACCUUAUUCGGUAAUUAAUACAUGGUUUAGCCUUGAUCUUCGGGUCGGGGCGCUUCAGGUGGUAUCAGAGCCAUGCUUGGCUGUAGGACGCGAACCGGUAGUAAACGAUGACCGUAGGAGCCCUAGGAUGGUCAAUCCUUGAAAAUAUAUUACUCUUUAAACUUUAUCCUUGUUAUGCUAACCCUACCCUUGAAAAUCAGAUGGCGGAUGACUGGACCACCACCUACUGCAUCAACGAAGAUGGAUUCCCCAGGGUGCUUUAUGCUGCCACGGUGCGACUUGGUAUUCCGGAACGACCGGAGUACGUGGGUCGCGAGUUCGUGGAGCAUGGCACCGAAAGUUGUGAGGUCACUAUCCAUAUUGGUGCCAGUGAUAAGUACUUGGAGAUGCAACCCUGGAGCAUCACCAGCCACUGGAGCCCGUAUGCCGUGACACCAUUCAACUUGCAGCUCGCAAGGCGCUGCGGUACCUGUGCCAGAUGUUUGAAUGGCACUUGGGUUCCACCCCCAUGAAGUACUUUCCACCACUGGACCGUAGCCGUCCUGCUUGGGCGGCGAGGAUCCGCAACCUGGAGAGCCCCGCAGGGACAGAGAAGAACCCCACAGUUGUCGCUAUGUCUGGCUAUUUGCUUAGCCUCGACGAUUUGUGCGACCAACUGCAUCAGCAUGUGAGAGAUUUAAUCCAGCGUGCUGAGGAAGCGGAGUCCCGUUAGCGUAGGGCUAAACUGGCCGUAGCCCAGGCAGAAGCCCGAGCAGCCGAAGCUGAAAGCCGCCUUGCCAUGGCCGAAGAGAACCUUAGGGAGCAGGCAGAUCGCCACAGUCAGCUCCUUAGGGGUGUCUACCUAGUGGACCGUGCCAAGCGCAAGGAACGCCAUCCCAGGACUGCCGCGGAGCUGCCAAUCCUAGAGGGAAUUCCGCUAUGUUCCUCGUCCCAACCACGCAGGAGGAUUUCUGAAUCAGUGCCACCCACGCCUCCCGCAUCUCCCCGAGAUCCCGGAAACAGUGACCCCGAAGACCGUGUUGUAGGGUUCAGUAGUCGAGUCGUCCCGGCCGACCCUUAAAAGUCGAGCCGCGUUAUUGUAAUCUGUCGUGUCAUGUAUCCCUGCUUGUUUGAAUGAAUGCUUGUGUGGUGCUUGAAUGAUUCGUUUGUGUUGUGUGCUAUUAUACAAAUAUACCCAGCAUUAUACUAGGGGAGUCACCUAAUCUUGCCCUCCUUGACCGUAGAUGUCUCGUCGUUCGAGCCGAGUCCAGGGACUCCAUGCUCAGGAAGACGGUGACGAGGUCAACCCGAGAAACCAAGCCCCUCUGAAUGUAGCCCCUGAAGCACCAGAAAAUGAACAACUACCGCUGCUACCUCCCCGUGCCCCAGCACCCAUUGAUCUGGCAGCCAUAUUACAGCAGCAGAACCAACUCCUUCAAGUUCUUGUGACCACUCUCACAGCUCAAGCUCAAGGCAAUCUUGGCAACAAUAGACCUGCAAUGCAUCAUAAUGGCAAUGGCAGCAGAAUUGCAGAUUUCAACCGCUUGCAGCCACCUAAGUUUGGAGGAUCUGAUAACCCUAUUGAGGCAGAUGAUUGGCUGCGAGAAAUUGAAAUGAAGCUUGAAGUGGUCCAUGCAGAUGAUAGAGACAAGGUUUUGCUCGCAGUACAGCAGUUAAAGGGACCAGCCCUUGCUUGGUGGCAGAGUUACCGGGAAAUAAAUGAAAACACUAAUGAGAUGGUAUGGGCUGACUUUGUCAAGAUCUUCAGAGAACAUCACAUUCCCAGCAGUGUUAUGAAGCUCAAGAGGGAUGAGUUCAGAAAGCUUCGUCAAGGUGGUAUGACUGUGACAGAGUAUCUUCAUAAGUUCACAGAGCUAUCUCGUUAUGCCCCAGAAGAUAUCAAUGAUGACGAGAAGAAGCAAGAAGCUUUUCUUGGUGGGCUUAACCCUGAAAUCAGGACCUUGGUUGAAGUCACCACCCACAGUGACUUUAAUGCUAUGGUCAACAGGGCCAUCACCACUGAGAGAAACAGGAAGGCAGAGCUCAGUGAGCGCAAACGUCGGUUUGAAAGCAAGAAACCCCAGCAGUUGGAGAAGUUUCAGAGGACUCAGUAUCCGGCUCACUCAGGCCCGAGGAGCCAGGGUGCCUUUUCAUCCAAAACGCACCCCGGUUCUUUCCAGAAGCCAGCCCAAUCGGCUCCUGUUAUGAAGACCCAGAAUACCCUCCGUAACCAACCGUCUGGUGGAAGUCAAGUGACCGAUGCGAAGACCUGUUUCCACUGCCGCGAAGCCGGACACUACAAGGCCAACUGUCCGUAUCUCAAUCAGCCCGCCCCUUCUGUUUUCUCCAACUCUGUUCAAGGACCAAAGCAGCCGACUGGAGCCAACCGUGCAACACCAGCUAAGAGCCAGCAACAGUCCUUCGGCAAGGCAAAAGUGAAUCAUGUGAACGCUGAAGAAGCAGAGGAUGCACCAGGAGUGAUUCUCGGUGAGUUUCUGGUCCAAUCAGCUCUAGCCUCAGUGCUUUUUGAUUCUGGAGCGUCUCAUUCCUUUAUAUCCUCCCACUUUGUAGAAAAGCAUGACAUACCUACUAUAGCCCUUAAGAGGCCGCUAAUAACACGUUCGCCUGGAGGCCAUAUACCUUGCCACUUAGGUGUCUUAGAUAUCCCUAUAAACCUAAGUGGGGUAGUAUUCCUUGCCGACCUAGUAGUCCUUGCUUCCAAAGGGAUAGAUGUCAUACUCGGUAUGGAUUAG
Messenger RNA from Panicum virgatum (switchgrass), 4050 nucleotides. RefSeq lists its product as uncharacterized. The coding region runs from base 2542 to 4050 and encodes 502 amino acids. Lineage: Eukaryota; Viridiplantae; Streptophyta; Magnoliopsida; Poales; Poaceae. Gene Ontology annotation, molecular function: zinc ion binding; aspartic-type endopeptidase activity; nucleic acid binding. The record is from RefSeq and is a predicted model, not a curated record. Gene Ontology annotation, biological process: proteolysis. The transcript has 2 exons.